Messenger RNA from Glycine soja, 1680 nucleotides. Its product is annotated as U11/U12 small nuclear ribonucleoprotein 59 kDa protein-like. NCBI's taxonomy places the organism in Eukaryota, Viridiplantae, Streptophyta, Magnoliopsida, Fabales, Fabaceae. The transcript has 8 exons. The record is from RefSeq and is a predicted model, not a curated record. The coding region runs from base 237 to 1436 and encodes 399 amino acids.
CUUAUCCUACCGGAACUGACUAUUUAUCCUUUUUAAAUCAAACAAACAAUUGUUGUGUUUUGUUUCAGCUGGCAAUGCAUAACACUGGAAGCCAAAAUCAAUUGUAUUUCUUGUUCGUUUUUGUUUAACGCUGUUGCGAUUCACUCUUCUUCUUCUCUUUAGGGUUUUUGUCUGUUCUCUGAAUCUCACACUAUGAAUCCGCUUCCUUUUCAAUCUGCACCGCCGCCCCCUCCUCCAUGGUUUCCGAUAUUACCCUCCGAACCACCAAAUUCAACCUCCUUUUGGGACAACAGAAAUGUCUGCGAUCGCCUCAGAGAAUUGCAACACACUCUCCAUCUCGCAAAGUCAAUUGUGUUGUUGUUAUGUUCUGUAGGCAGAAGGAGUUAGAGAUGUUGAAGAUGAUAAAAGAUGGUAAAGGGUCUUUAGAAGAUGUAAAAGAUGCUUCAAACGAACCUUGUCUUUCUGGUUUUGUAAAAUGUUUAGAAGACAGAGGAGUUGGUAUAGAAUCCCAAGAAUCAUUGGCUGUGGAAGCUGCAAAUUCUUUGAUGUCAAGGCUAAGAGCUCAGCUGGAGCCAUUCCGGUAUGUCGCAGAUGAAGCGAGUCCGUGGGAGGAGAAAUCUGCUGUGGCUAGGCUUGCAAAUAAAGUGAAUAAGUCUAAGCGGAAUAAAUUGUGGAGGAAGAAAAAGAGGAAGCGCGUUGUGGAGAUGCUGGCGAAGGAGCACGAGCAAUUUGAACAAAUUGACCGUGAAGCUGAUGAAUGGAUAGCUAGGGAGCACGCCAAGGAAAUUGCUAACAGCAAGGUACUGAAGAUGAAAGAAAUUGCGAAGUCUAAAGCCAAAGAAGAGAAGAAGAAAGUAGAGGCUGAGCUUGAGCUGCUCUUGGUAGUAGAGAAGCUUCAAGAGUUACGCUCCAUAAGAAUACAAAAGUUGAAAAAACAAGGCCAUUUUCUCCCAGAGGAGGAUGACAAGUUUCUUGAGAAAGUUCAAGCUGCUGUGGAAGAAGAGGAGCGUGAAGCUUUGGCUGCAGUUGAAACAGAUGCUGCUAAAGAUGCAAUUGCAACUGCCGAGGAAUCCAGGAAAGCUAUUCAGAAUCAAGGGAAAUUGUCAAAAGGAAGCAAUUAUGAUAGUGAAGUAAAGGAGAGAAAAGAGCCAACAGUUCAAAGUGUGACUGAAGAGGGAUCUGGUGCAGUUGACGAGAAGAAAUCUAGUAAAAUAGGACAGAUCAGUGGAGGAGCGUAUGAUCCUUUGGCAAACUUACCCAUUGAGUUCUAUCAUUAUUAUCACGGAAGCAACAAUGAUAUGGGCACACUUAUUGAGGUUAGAAGAGGAUGGGAUGCCUAUAUCAGACCAGGAGGAAGCCGCAUACCAGGGCACUGGGUUCAGCCUCCUCCUCCAGCUAAUGAGAUAUGGGCAUCUUACUUGGUGAGACCUAAAUGAUUAUUAGUUAACAAAUCAACAGUUUUGCACAAAGAUGUCAUGGUAAGUUUUGAAGGUUUGAACUAUGUUCCUGCUUGGCCAACCUCAGCUAUAAGCUUUGCGGCAGCAUGUUUAUAUUAUUGAUGUGUUCAGUUCAGAUGUUGAUAAUCGUUGUUGUUUGUACAGACACGUUGUAUUCUGCUCUUGACGUAGAGGCGAUAGUGAUUUACAGCCAAAUUAAUUUUAUUAUGGUUAAAAAUACGUA